AUGCGCAGAUUACUUGCACCCAUCAUCGUCUUUGUGGCAUACGCCUUCGCGCGUGCUGUCCCCGACCCCAACGUAUUCGAUGCCGCUACCACCAUUCCGCUUCACCAGGAGAUCAUCUUCAAGGCUUCCAAUGGCUCUGACGUCGUCUUCAACAUCGCCGCUGGCUUUAACAUCGUCGAUGAUACCCGCAACCUCUCUUGGCCCACUACCAAGCGCAUUAAGGUCGUCAAGGCUGGCGAGCAUGUCGGGCUCUGCACCGUCCGCGCCAGCCAGAGAGACAGCGGCGUCGGCAGUCCCCGUCGUAACGACUGUCAAGCGCUCUUCGACUAUGUAAACGAGAACCCCGCUCUCAUUUACUUCGAGCAUCGUGACUCUGAUACCGAUCGCUGGGCCGAGGUAUUCUGGGUUGGUAGCUGUGGCUUCCGCACCCGCACUUACACCCGUGACGUCGUCUUGUCCACCGGAGACAUCGCCAACUUCCUCAACCGAUCUUUGAGCCGCCCUGCCUGGACUAUCGGCGGCAAAAUCUCAGCCGCCGGUGAGGCAGACUGUGUGGUUUGGAAUGGACCUACAGGCAGCGCUCCAAUUUUCUGGAGACUGCAGCCGCAUGGCCUUCCGGUCCUUGCUCGCGCCAAGAACGAGAUUCUCGACGGUCACUUCAAUUCUGGCAACACAAGCGCCCAAACCAUUGAGGUGCGCCAAGCCGAGCCAAAGAAGCCCCUCAUUGUCGACUCCUUUGCCUUGAUUCCCAGCAACACUUCUGCCUACGUCUUCAACGGCACCGUUCAUGAGGCUCCAGACAGCGUCGAGUCCGCCAACUUCACCAUCUCCAAGCGCUACGAGAUGUAUCUCGGUGGCAAUCCCGAGGGCCCCUUCUGUACACCCAUGUGGCUCUCCUCCGACUGGGAUCAACCAAACACACCGCUCAAGUCCGACUGUCAGCAGCUGCUCAAGUUCUGCCAACAAAACACUGCCAAGGUCGUUUUUAAGGAACGCGACCUGAACUACUGGGCCAAGUUUGCUGCCCACGAAUCCUGUGGUCUCAGCUUCAUGACCACCAAGGAAAGGAUUUGGAUCACCAACCGCGACAUGGCCGGCUUCCUCGAGAGGGCCAUCAACUACGAGCCCUCCACUUACCAAGAGAUUGGAGUUCGUGCUAAAAUGGGCGUUCGGUGCGGUUUCGAGAACGAGAAGAAGUACGAUGGCGAAUUCAGACUCUUCUAUCGCGACCCCAGUCUCCCUCAGGGUCAAAUCGAGCAGCGCGACACGAACCUUUAUGUUGGCGCCGUUGACGAGACCGAACGGCGCGACAUCUCUCCCAUGCCGUCAGAUUUUGAGGCAUUCUCUGAGGACGAUUCUUCCGUGGACUGGAUCGACUUUGUAUUCACCGACCGCGAUGGGAAUAACGUCACUGCUCAGAUCAACUCCAAAGCCCUGUCUGUAUCUCCCGAUGACAACAAGAAGAUUGACGACAGACUAGAGAGAUUUGAAACUCCGCUGGGCCCCUCCAAGCGAUGCACCGGCAAGACCACCUACAUGGGCGGCGCCAGACCCGACUCGGCCCUUGUUGAAGACUGCAAGAAGCUCCGCAACUUUAUGUCCGUCCGUCGCUUCUACUUUCGAUGGAGCCAGGAGUCUAACAUGGGCCCUGGCCAACCUCUCGCUAAGGUCGGCACCUGCCACCUCGCGUGGGCCGCUGACGACGAUGUUGUUGUUGGCAACAUGGACAUUGAAAUCCUCAUGACGAAUGCCAUCGACAAGCUCGACAACACCAAGGGCAGGAUGCGUGGUUGGGGUCGUGAGUAUUGCGACUUCGCUGAUCAGUACGGUGUCAAGGAGAUUACGAAGUGGCUCAUCUUCCCUUAA
Colletotrichum spaethianum is the source of this 1866-nucleotide messenger RNA. RefSeq lists its product as uncharacterized. The transcript has a single exon. NCBI's taxonomy places the organism in Eukaryota, Fungi, Ascomycota, Sordariomycetes, Glomerellales, Glomerellaceae. Bases 1 to 1866 code for a protein of 621 amino acids. The record is from RefSeq and is a predicted model, not a curated record.